Molecule: messenger RNA, 975 nt
Organism: Parascedosporium putredinis
Lineage: Eukaryota; Fungi; Ascomycota; Sordariomycetes; Microascales; Microascaceae
Source: the annotation of a GenBank genome assembly
AUGGCGGAACCAAAACCGCUUCCUACAGCCAUCUCGGCGCUCGACACUCUCCGACGAGUCUUGUCCACGGAAUCGACCGACGCAAUCCCCGACCACGAUGUACUGGACCAAAAUUCGUUGUCGACGCGAAUUAUUGGGCGAAGCGAGCGAAAUACAAUUUACGAGUUCUUCGGGACGGGAUCGGUUGUAAAACUCAUGAGAGAGCCCAACUUCAAGCUGUGGCAUGACGAAUGGUUGCAGGCCGGCAAUGUGUUCAGCGGAAUUCUCAAAGCGGAAAUAGACCUGCUUGGUCUGCCUUCGGCAGCACCAAGCUUCCCUAGUUCCCAUAACUUACAAGAUGCCCGGCUGGCCCUGAUCGCGCUUUACUUCACGGAGCGAGACCAGCCAAUAGCUCUUCGCAACCCGGAAAAUGAUGAGUGUCUCGUGCGGCCCUACUUUGGGCAGAAUGCGCCUCCCGCAGCGCCUGCGCGCCGCAGUCUUCGCGAUUUCAUACUCUACUACGACCAGAUGAGUUUAAUCGGAAUCGACAUGGAAAGUGCCGUUCGGGAGAUCGCCCUGGGCCUCGCGGUGCUGCACUAUUUCGUACGAAUAGAUGCUCGCGGGGUUGAGUUUGUCUUUGGCUCUGCCCACACAAUCGAGGGUGAGCCUGACGCGGAGAUCCCGCGCCGCCAAACGCGAAUCUGGAUGCUAGACUUUGACAAAACAAACAAGAUUGAUAUUGAAAACAGCGAUUGUGUUGGGCAACUCGUCUCGGCCGCCGUUGAUACCUUGCCUUAUAUUCCUCGGCCAGGAGUGGACAGCGAGCUCUGGCGCGUCUUUUCCGACGCAUACACGCUAUUUUCCACACGAUUUGUCGGGGAAAUUGUCCACUACACCAACGAAUGGUGGUGGAGCCAUCAUUGCAAAAGCCCUAUUAUUGCCAGUGUCCCGGGUCAGUUUCUUUCACAACUUGAAGAGGCCUUUGAGAGUCGAUAA